UUUUGAGUUUUACAUCCUUUUGAAAAAUUUGUAUUCUAUUAUUUUUUCCUAAUUCUGGUCUGGGUUUUAGUCAAAACUGGAAAGCUCUAAUAACAACUCAAUAGAUAGAUACCUACCUAUUCUACACCUGUCCUGGGGUCAGCUAAGGACAUGAAAGCUAAUUUAUUCAUGAAAUAUCCAUCUUCUCUUUCAGUUAAUCCAUACUAGUAGUUGGUAAGGAGCUCAUUUUAAAUACAAAAUGAGAGUAUUUUGGUGUAAAGUGUAUGGAAAAGUAUUCAAUGGAAACCUAUUCCAUGGAGUGAAGUUGAAUGCUACAAAUUUUGGAUGGAAAUUCUCACCAGGUUCUACUAUCUCUGCUCAAAAUAGACUCUUUAGUUAUUCAUGUACAGCUGCCCAAAAAGCUAGGGAUAGAGAAACAGAAAUAUUACGAAAGUAUUCACAUUUUCUUCAAUAUGAAUCUGUAUUCCAAGAGAAACAUGAACUUCCAUCUGAGAAAUGGGAAGAGAUAAUGCAACAUGGUCUACAAAAAUCUUCAAAUACUGAACAAUGCAUCACCAACAUUAUGAAGGAGUGCAGAAGCAGUAACAACUUGAAGCUAGCCUCAUCUUUCCUUUUGUAUUUAAAGGAAAUAAGUCAUGAGCCAACCACUGGUUGCCUUGCUCUAUUCAUGGACAUUUGUAGUCAAAGUCAGGAGGAAUGUGAUGAAGCAACAAUCCUGAGCACCUAUGAUGAAUUGAGCAAACGAGUUCCUGUUCAAAGUAUGCCCCUAUUGGUGAGGAUGAUUGGUGCUCUCUGUAGGACCAGCCACUGGCAACAAAGCCAUCAACUCCUCCAGACCAUCAAGAAGAUUGGAAUUGUUCCCUCUGAAGUUUAUGAAAACAUGACCGUGGCUGCUUUUUGCAGUGGUGAUACAAAGAAUGCCUGGCAACUGCUUUGUCAGCUCAUGAACACUCAAAGUAAAAAAUUUCAGAGAGUGGUCCUUGCAUUUGCAAAUUAUUGUACCACACUAGAGAAGGAGGACCGUAAAACAGCUGUAAUUCGCUUCCUGCAGCUGCUGCAUAAGUGGCAGGUUUUCUUGGACUUGGAGUCUCUUGGUCCUCUUAGUGACCUCCUGAAGGAGGUGGGAUGGGAUGUCACCAUGACCACAGUCAACACAUAUAGUGGCCGAUGUCGAUCGUGUGGCAAUAUCAUGGACUUUUCUCCAAUAUCUCCUGAUACUUUUACCAGUCUCAGGAAGGCGUUUCUAGAGAAGGUGUUGAAGCGAGGGGACAUAUACGUGAACAGUAGCCCUGAGGAAUGGCAGCACUUCGACCGUCUGCUCACAGUGCACGCGCCCUUCACGCACAUCCUGGACGGUCUCAACAUCGCCUACAGGAGUAGCGGGCCCGCGCACCAAAGAAGCAAGAUGCUGCAGCAGAACCGGCGCAUGGCUGCUAAUUUGUUGAGUAUUGUGGAGCAGAUUAUCAGCGACCAUCCAAGUGCGAAGCUGCUGAUCGUCUGCAGAGCUCACAUGGCCAAGUGGCACCUGCCAACCAUGUCUAGACUGCACGAUCUCGCCCACUGCCACUACCUCACGGACCUGUCAGGAGAUGAUAGUUUCAUUCUCUACGCUGCUCUCUACUCAGGCAUCGACUGCAAGAUUAUCACCUCGGACCAGCUUCGUAAUCACGCCUCGAGACUGCAAGACGCCGAACUUCAGCGAGUCUUCAAACUCUGGCAGCAACGAGCUCAACAAGCCACAAAAUUUGCUCACCCAAUCCAACUGCAGCCACCUCGCAAGUUCACGACAACGAGUCAACCCUGCAGGAGCGACGGGUUAUCCUGGCAUAUCCCCUACAAUGACGGCUCCCUUGAGACUUCGUACGACCUGCCGCGCACGUGGCUGUGUGCACGACACGUGUCCAGGUCCAAAUCCUUGGAUGAGCUACACGUGUCCCGGUCCAAAGCCUCGAGUGCGCGACACGUGUCCCGGUCCGACGACUUGAGUGAGCGACACGUGUCCCGGUCCGACGACUUAAGUGUCGGUGCCAGACACGCUACAGGCGGGGACAUGGAUGAGUACGGUCUCGCAUCCAGUGGUUUGCCUCAUUUGAACUCGAGGAACUGCAGUAUCAUGGAGGAUGAAGCAAACGAGCCUAUCGCUCACGUCGACGAGAAAUACAGUUCUGCAAGAAGAGUCCAGAGUAACAGAGUUCUCAAAGAAAAGCCUCAUUCUGUUUUCGAUAAAUCGAUUGUGGAGAGAAAAACUAGUGCAGGUAUCACUAGCCUGAAGGACCAGUUUCCUGUUGUGAAAAAAAAUUAUCGAAAGACAGGCGUUAAGGGAGAGAACAGCUUAGACGCCGAAACAGGAUCUUACGUUGUUAAGAAAGGCAGUCGAAAAACCAAUGAUAAGACAGACUAUUUGCAUGAUGGAGAUUUAAAGCAACCUAAUACACAAUCGUCCGAUACGAAGAAAAAUCCGCGGAAUAUAAAGAAGAAGAAAGAAAAAGAAACUCCUGAUGAAUUCGAUGAUGCCAAAAAGGCUGCUCUGAAGAAUAAAUUGAAUAAUCUAUUAAGAGGUUUAUAAUUAUUAUAUAAUUAAUAGCCGAAAACACCGAAAGAUGGUAAAUUUAUA
Messenger RNA from Hyalella azteca, 2614 nucleotides. Its product is annotated as mitochondrial ribonuclease P catalytic subunit. Gene Ontology annotation, biological process: mitochondrial tRNA 5'-end processing; tRNA 5'-leader removal. Lineage: Eukaryota; Metazoa; Arthropoda; Malacostraca; Amphipoda; Hyalellidae. The transcript is spliced from 10 exons. The record is from RefSeq and is a predicted model, not a curated record. Gene Ontology annotation, molecular function: protein binding; ribonuclease P activity. Gene Ontology annotation, cellular component: mitochondrial ribonuclease P complex. Bases 239 to 2566 code for a protein of 775 amino acids.